Molecule: messenger RNA, 6780 nt
Organism: Drosophila eugracilis
Lineage: Eukaryota; Metazoa; Arthropoda; Insecta; Diptera; Drosophilidae
Gene: cnc
Product: segmentation protein cap'n'collar
Biological process (GO): regulation of transcription by RNA polymerase II
Cellular component (GO): nucleus
Molecular function (GO): DNA-binding transcription factor activity, RNA polymerase II-specific; RNA polymerase II cis-regulatory region sequence-specific DNA binding
Source: RefSeq, a predicted model, not a curated record
AUAUCUACAUAUGAUUACAUCAGGUGUUAAGCUUGAGAGCUUAAAAUCUUAAAUAUAAAUAACUUUUUAGCUUAAAUUUUAAGUAUAUCCCUACUAAUAUUUAAAUAUUGAAUAUAUAUGUAAGUUACCCCAAAAUAGCUUACACCAACCCGGAGAACAGGUAAUUAUUUAAAAUACAUUUUACAUUAAGAAUAUAAAUUUCCAGCAAAAAAGCUUUUAAGUACUUAAAAACCCACCGCAGUGGUGAAUUAUAAUAUAGACAUGAACGGUCACAUUGAGCUUUCCGUCACUGUUAGGAAACCAGUUCUAGUACGACCGCAUUUGAGGUGACGAAAAAUACUUUCAACACAUGAAAGCUCAACAGAGUACCAACUAGCUAUCUCCCACUGGCCCCACUGCAAAAAAACACCGCGCUGAACAGACGUUUUUUUUGUUGCUAGGAAUCGGUAGUGAUCAAAAAUCGCGACCAAUUUCGACGGCGGAGAAAUUGCCAAAAGUUGACAAACAAACACGUUUUUAGUUACCACCAAUUAAAAGAAAAAAAACAGAAAAAGAAAGUGAAACAUAAACAAAUAAGGCGGCUGUUAAAAAGUAAAGAGGAAAGUGAACGUUAAACAAUAAACCAUCAUUCACCAUUGUGUGUGCAGCAGGAAGGAAGAAGCGGAGGAGAGGAAACGCAGAAGAUUCAAGCUGAAAUAUACAACAACAACAACAGCGACAACAAGGAGAACAUUUACUGCGCCGCAGCAUUUUACCGUUGUAGUCGGGCUCUCAUCAUCCAAAAAAAAUUUGAGAACGAAACCGAGGACAGUCAUCAAUUAAAAGUGAAGAGCAUUGGAAAAUCGCGGGAACGUCGUCGUCGGCGGUGCAAACUGCGAAUUUUCUGUUUUUGCGCAGAUUUUUGGAACGAGUGAGAAAGGAGGCCGGUAGGCGGGGCAAGGCGACGUCAUUGAACGCAUAGAUCCCGGACGACGCAGCCAUCGAGCUGUUGUCCGGGACGGAGAUCAACAAGAACAACAGCAAAAGAGGUGGUGGAGGAGGAGGAGGCGGGCAGAGGUUGGACUACGGACUAUAGAAGUCACCCACGCACCCAUUCUCUCAUAGAUUGAAACCCCUUGAAGCAACACAAUGAUCUCAAAUAAAAAAUCGUAUGCUAUGAAAAUGCUGCAGCUGGCUUUGGCCUUAAGUCUGCUGCAUUAUAAUCCGGAUUAUCUACUCCAUCGCUGGGACUCGCAGCUGGAACUGGGCACCCAUGGCGAUGGAUGGGAGCUGGAGAUGCUACGCUCGGUCCAUCGUUUGGAUAUGGAUCAAAACCCCUAUGGAAAUCGUAAAGGAUUGAGUCCGAGGAUUGAAGAUCUACUGAAUUUCGAUGAUCCCUCAUUGGGAGGUGUUGUCAAUGGAAUGGGGGAGUACAAGCUUCCUCCGAGUUUCAAUGGCAGCACCUUCGUAAUGAAUCUGCAUAACACCACCGGGAAUAGUAGUGUCCAGACAGCAGCUCUGCAGGAUGUACAGAGUAAUAGUGCUGGAGCCACUGCCAGUUCGGUGGGGGUUGGUACCGGUAGUUCACCCACAUCCGGUGGACCAACUAGUGGAUCAGGACUAGGAGAAAUCCACAUUGAUACCGCUUCGUUGGCAGCUGGAAAUGCAAACCAUUCGCUCCUGCAUCCAGCACCUGAAUUGGACAUUUUCCUUUCGCCACAUGUCCUGCAUGAUCAGCGUUCGAUUUGGGAACAGAAUCUGGCGGAUCUCCAUGACUACAACGAUUUGAAUUUGCAUCCCAGUCCCUAUGUAAAUCUACCUCUUAAGGAUGGCCAGCAACAGCCACCGAAUAGCUCGCACUUGGAUCUCAGUUUGGCUGCCCUACUUCAUGGUUUCACUGGUGGCAGUGCCACGCCUUUGAGCAAUGAAGCCCUCAACGACAGCACGCCACAUCCCAGGAAUCUGGGUAGUGUCACAAAUAACUCGGCUGGAAGGAACGAUGGGGAUGGCGAGGAGAGCCUGUAUCUGGGUCGACUGUUUGGACAGGACGAGGACGAAGAUUACGAGGGCGAGAUAGCCGGUGGAGUGGCCAAUGCCUGUGAGGUAGAAGGUCUGACCACCGACGAGCCCUUUGGCAGUAAUACCUUCGCCAAUGAGGUGGAAAUCGGAGAUGACGAGGAGGAGAGUGAGAUCGCUGAAGUGUUGUACAAGCAGGAUGUGGAUUUGGGCUUCAGUUUGGACCAGGAGGCCAUCAUCAAUGCCUCCUAUGCUAGCGGCAAUAGUGCGGCUACCAAUGCCAAGUCGAAGCUUGAAGAUGAGAUCAAGUCCUCGGAUCCUUCCAUUUCGGAAUCGAGUGGCUACAAGGACACCAAUGUCAGCGGCGAGAACGAGGCUAGUGGCGCCUCUGCUGACGAUAUUGAGAAGUUGAAAGCUCUCGAAGAGCUUCAGCAAGAUAAGGACAAGGACAAUGAGAAUCCCUUGGAGGACAUUACCAAUGAGUGGAACGGAAUACCCUUUACCAUCGAUAACGAAACUGGUGAAUACAUUCGCUUGCCCCUGGAUGAGUUGUUGAACGACGUACUCAAGCUCUCUGAAUUCCCGCUCGAAGACGAGUUAACCAACGAUCCAGUGGCCUCCACUUCUCAAGCAGCUGCUGCAUUGAACGAGAACCAAGCCCAACGUGUUGUAUCUGAAACUGGUGAGGAUUUCCUCAGUGGCGAGGUCGUACCCAACAAGCGCGGUAGAGUCGGAGUAGAGGACAAGGAUAACGAUCCGGAGAAGGCUGACGGAGAUAGCUUCUCGGUGAGCGACUUCGAGGAUCUACAAAACUCUGUGGGCUCGCCCCUGUUUGACUUAGAUGAGGACGCCAAGAAGGAGCUAGACGAGAUGUUGCAAUCCACGGCUCCACCCUACCAUCACCCCCAUCCGCAUCAUGGCCAUCAUCCCCAUGCCCAUCCACAUAGCCACCAUCAUGCAACGAUGCACCAUGCCCAUGCCCAUCAUGCCGCUGCUGCAGCUGCCGCCCACCAAAGGGCCGUUCAGCAGGCCAACUAUGGCGGUGGCGUUGGCGUGGGCGUUGGCGUCGGUGUCGGUGUGGGCGUGGGUAGCGGCACGGGAAGCGCCUUCCAGAGGCAGCCAGCUGCCAGCGGAUUCCAUCAUGGCCAUCACCAGGGCCGCAUGACGCGUCUGAAUCGCAGCGUUUCGAUGGAGCGUCUUCAGGACUUUGCCACCUACUUCAGUCCCAUUCCAAGCAUGGUGGGCGGGGUAUCGGAUAUGUCACCAUAUCCUCAUCACUAUCCCGGUUAUUCAUAUCAGGCGAGUCCCUCGAAUGGAGCUCCAGGAACACCUGGCCAGCAUGGUCAGUAUGGUAGUGGCGCCACUGCUGCCUUGCAGCCACCACCACCACCGCCGCCACAUCAUGCGGCCAUGUUGCAUCAUCCGAAUGCCCCCUUGGGCGACAUCUGCCCCACUGGCCAGCCCCACUAUGGACACAAUCUUGGUUCCGCUGUUACUUCGAGUAUGCAUUUGACCAACUCCAGUCAUGAGGCCGACGGAGCAGCCGCCGCUGCUGCCGCUUACAAGGUGGAGCACGAUCUUAUGUACUACUCGAACACCUCUUCGGACAUUAACCAAACGGAUGGCUUUAUCAACUCCAUUUUCACCGAUGAGGAUCUGCACUUGAUGGACAUGAAUGAGAGCUUCUGUCGCAUGGUGGACAACAGCACUAGCAACAACUCUUCGGUUCUGGGCUUGCCCAGCAGUGGACAUGUUAGCAACGGCUCUGGCAGCUCGGCACAUCUCGGGGCGGGAAAUCCGCACGGUAACCAGGCUAACGGAGCUGCUGGCGGCGUUAACUCGAUGAGCGGUUCAGCUGUGGGCACUGGAGCAGCGGGCAUGACCGCUGAUCUAUUGGCCAGCGGUGGUGCAGGAGCUCAGGGCGGUGCGGAUCGCUUGGACGCAUCCAGCGAUAGUGCUGUCAGUUCGAUGGGUUCGGAGCGUGUGCCGUCCCUCUCCGACGGCGAAUGGGGCGAGGGCAGUGACUCCGCCCAGGAUUAUCAUCAGGGCAAAUAUGGCGGCCCCUACGACUUUAGCUACAACAACAAUUCGCGGUUGAGUACCGCUACACGACAGCCGCCGGUGGCACAAAAGAAACAUCAGCUGUAUGGCAAGAGGGAUCCCCACAAGCAGACGCCAUCGGCUCUGCCACCCACGGUUCCACCAGCAGCUGCAACUGCAGUCCAAUCGCAGAACAUUAAGUACGAGUACGAUGCUGGUUAUGCCUCGUCGGGAAUGGCCAGCAGUGGCAUCAGCGAGCCAGGAGCAAUGGGACCCGCUCUUACCAAGGACUACCAUCAUCACCAGGCCUACGGAAUGGGAGCCAGUGGAAGUACCUUCUCCGCUGACUAUAAUGUUCGCCCAUCGCCCAGAACUUCGCAGGAUUUGGUGCAACUAAAUCACACCUACUCGUUGCCCCAGGGAAGUGGCUCCCUGCCCAGACCCCAGGCUCGCGAUAAGAAGCCUCUGGUGGCCACUAAGACCGCUUCGAAGGGAUCGAGUGCCGGCAGCAGCAGCAGUGCCGGCGGUAGUAGCAGCAAUAUGGAGGAUGAGCAUCUGACACGCGAUGAAAAGCGUGCCCGGUCUCUGAACAUCCCAAUUUCGGUUCAGGACAUCAUUAAUCUGCCCAUGGACGAGUUCAACGAGCGAUUGUCCAAGUACGACCUAAGCGAGAACCAGUUGUCGUUGAUCCGUGACAUUCGUCGGCGGGGAAAGAACAAGGUUGCUGCCCAGAACUGCCGGAAACGCAAACUGGACCAGAUCUUGACCCUUGAGGACGAGGUGAAUGCCGUGGUCAAGCGCAAGACGCAGCUUAAUCAGGAUCGGGAUCAUUUGGAGAGCGAGCGCAAGCGCAUCUCGAACAAGUUUGCCAUGCUGCAUCGUCAUGUCUUCCAGUAUCUUCGUGAUCCUGAGGGUAAUCCUUGCUCGCCGGCGGACUAUAGUCUGCAGCAGGCUGCCGAUGGAUCCGUUUACUUGCUGCCUCGAAAAUCCGAGGGCAACAGCACAGCCACGGCUGCCUCCAACGCAGUUUCGUCGGCUAGCGGUGGAAGCUUGAACGGCCAUCUUCCCACUCAGGCGCCAAUGCAUGGCCAUCAUGGCCAACAUGGUAUGCAGGCGCAACAUGUGGGCAGUGGAAUGUCGCAGCAACAGCAGUCGAGGUUGCCGCCUCACCUGCAACAGCAGCAGCAGCAACAGCAUCAUCUGCAAUCGCAGCAACAGCAACCGGGAGGUCAGCAGCAGCAGCAACAUCGCAAGGAAUGAAAGUACCUGUUGCGAAUUGCCGCAACUAAGAGUUGGUUCACUAGCUUCCAGCGCGAGCAGCAGCAUCGAUCCGAGCAGCAGCAACAUGAUGAGCAGCAGCAACAGUUCGAUUACCGCUACGACAUGUUGAACAACAGUUACCUGUACUACUGAGCGGCGAUUUGGUUAUUCUUUAUUCCGGUGUACUCUAGCUGCAACGUGUUGCUGGCAACGUGUUGCUGGCAACGUGUUGAUGCACCUGCUGCUGUCGGCCCAUUAUGGAGCUGUCUCCAUUCAUCGCACCAAUAUCCUCCCAUUUAUGGUUUACUCAUUUAGUCAGCAUUGAUUGUUAUUUAUUUUUUAAUUAAUUAAUUAUUUGAACUCGUCCAGAGUUCGUCUUGCAAGUUGUUGCCCCGUUCAUGGAGUGCUAAAGCAAAGCCUUUUACUUAAUUGCAAUUACUAAAAGAGAAAAACGAAAAACAAUACUUGUGAUAAAUCAGUUCUUCAACUAUGAAUUCUUGGCGCCCACAAAAAGUAAAAAAAAAAAAAGAAAAGCUGACAGAGAAAUGCAGAGAGAGAAACAGAUCCGAAAUGAAUGUAAUCAAAUAUGCUUGAAAUGAAUUUGUAAAUCAGAAUCAGAACUAACAUUCACAAUCAAAACGCAUCGUCCAACAAUAUUUGAUGGUGAAAUCGUUUACAUCUCUAUAAUAUUAGCUUGUAAAAUAUGAAAACAAAUGUAUAAAUUAGAUGUUAGGUACAACACACACACACACGCAUACAAAACGAUUGUAAAGGUUGGAAAAUAUUGCUGGACAUUUUCAUGAAUAAGGCCCAUAAGACACACUUAGCUGUAGGGUAUCAUCUAGUGAGAGAUACAUAUAUGUAAAUCGUUCUAAAUUUAUAAGGCAUUUAUCAAAAUCCCAUUCACAAAAAAAAAAAAAAACACGAAAAGAUAACACAAAUUAGCGUAUCACUUGGAGCUAGCACUUAGCCACUGUAAAUACAUAACUUAAACUUAGUUAACAUUUAACCAACCAGCGCUAGGCUACAGCAACUAAGAGUGUGCUAAACACACUCCUCAAAGAAACUAAAGGAAAAACUAAAAAAAAAAAGGAAAAUAAAGAAACGGAAAAUAAGUUUAAAAGUUAAAACAAUAGCUCUUGCUAGGGCGGCCCUUUAACUGUCCUGGUAAUGGCUUAGUCGAUAAGCGAGUAAGAGAUAUUAAUAUUUAAUAUUCUUAAACAUGUCCUACAGCAUAAAGAGUUUAACUUAAAACUAAGCAACAGCUAUAUGCCUAAUGAUAAUACAUAGAUACAGAUACGAUAUCAAACUUAAGAGAAACAAAAACAGAUCCGCGCGAUACGAAAACGAAACAAAAAUCUAUUGUUAAUAUAGGCAUAUGUAUUUUAAUUGUUGUAAUGAAUUUCGCGCAAAUUUUGGAACUUCAAAACUAAAACUAAAACGAAAUUCAAUAAAAACAAAAGUGCGCAACUUCAGUAAAAGAAA